CCCCAGUCCUGCUGCUGCCCUUUAGACAAACGUGCAGUACAACAUCCCUGUGUCCUCCGCCUCCAUCCCGGCCAUCAAGAGCCUAGGCCUCAGGGCAUCACCUGCAUCAGCCUGACCCACCUGGAUGGCUCGCCAGCUUUGCACCAGGUGCUGGAGUCUGUUGCCUACCACCUGGGCCCGAAACUGCAGAGCUUGUGCCUCAGUGGGGGCAGCCCCACGCAGGCCUCCUUUGUGGCCUUGAUCCUGGGCUGCCUGGCCCUGCGUAUCCUUGACCUCAGUGGCGGCGACAGCCUCUUCACAGGCGGCACGCUGCUAGCCCAGCCUGAGACGGCACAGCGGGUCCGGCAGGUGUUGCGUGGCCUCUGUGAGCUCAACUUGGCUGGCCUGCGGGACCUGACCGACCUCAGUUUCAACCGGCUCAGCAGCUGUGCCCCCAACCUGGAGCGCCUCUCCUUGGCCUACUGUCACCUCACUUUUGAACUAGGCCCAGCCCGGGGCUCCCUUGGCCCCCAAGACUCCUCCCCCUCCCAACUCUCCUUCCACAACCUGCUGCGAUUUGUGAAGGAAAGGGCUGAUAGGCUGCACGCCCUGGACCUGAGUGGCACUGGCUUGCUCCCCGAGGCCCUGAAGGCCCUGGGUCAGGUGGCCGGGCUGCAGCUGCAGGAGCUGAGCCUGCACGGCUGCCAGGACCUCUCCACAGAGGCUGUGGCCGCCCUUUGCCAUCUGCAAUCAGGCCUGACCUCCCUGGACCUCAGCGGCUGCUCAGAACUGGCCGACGGGACACUCCUGGCCAUCAGCCGGGACCUAGGGCACCUGCAGUGUCUCCGCCUGAGGAAGCUGCAAUGGCUGAUGGACGCAGGAUGCACAGCCCUGGGGGGCUUGCGGGAGCUGCACAGCCUGGACCUGGCAGAGUGCUGCCUGGUGAGCGGGCGGGGCCUGGCCCAGGCCCUGGGUUCGGGGCACAGAGCUCCAGCCCCCUUGGCCUCCUUCAGCCUGGCCUACUGCUCCUCACUCAAGAACUCUGGAUACCAUCAGGCGGGCAUGCAAGCAGCUCCGGAUGUUAGAUGUGGCCAUAUGCCCUCGUAUCAGCAUGGCUGCCGUCAGGCACUUCCAAGCCCAACUGCCCCAGGUGACCUGUGUCCAGUCCCGCUUCGUGGGAGGUGCUGACCUGACCGUAACACUCUAGGGCCAGGUCAGUAACCAACCCUGUGCCUCAGCGUCCGUCGUCCCCCCGCCCCCCGAGUCCCCAGCCCUGGCCUCUUGACCUGAUUCGAGUCAGUGCCUUCUGCCCGCCUCUGCCACAUACACCAAAGCCCCCUCCCCAAGCUAUAAACCCCUUUUUCUCGGACGGCGGGUAGGGCUAAUCUGGGGCAGCCAAGGGGGCUUCCUGCCCCAGUCUGCCCUAGAGCCCAGCAGGAGCCUUUUCCAGCCGUACGUCGCUGACCCAGGCCUCUGGAAAUGCCGCCUCCUGCUCUCCUGGCCAGGCCUGGGUCCGGAGGCCAGGCCCACAGGUGGGGUGCAUCUGGGGCCACGGAGGAGCAGACCACGUGCCUCUUGACCUGCCCACUUCUCCCACCUGAGGCCUGUGCCUCGCCUUAUCCCCUAUAAGGAGCUCUCCCGGCUCUUACUGGCACUGAGCUUCAGCAGCCAGGCCACAGACUUUGUUGUAAACCCAAACAAAAUUAAAAAUUC
This is a messenger RNA of Mirounga angustirostris (Northern elephant seal), 1692 nucleotides long. RefSeq lists its product as uncharacterized. Lineage: Eukaryota; Metazoa; Chordata; Mammalia; Carnivora; Phocidae. The record is from RefSeq and is a predicted model, not a curated record. Gene Ontology annotation, cellular component: cytoplasm. The annotation marks the transcript as partial. The transcript is spliced from 2 exons.